Messenger RNA from Molossus molossus (Pallas's mastiff bat), 6613 nucleotides. It is a transcript of the gene FZD5, whose product is annotated as frizzled class receptor 5. Gene Ontology annotation, molecular function: Wnt-protein binding; Wnt receptor activity. Gene Ontology annotation, biological process: non-canonical Wnt signaling pathway; canonical Wnt signaling pathway. Gene Ontology annotation, cellular component: plasma membrane. The transcript has 2 exons. The record is from RefSeq and is a predicted model, not a curated record. The coding region runs from base 611 to 2374 and encodes 587 amino acids. Lineage: Eukaryota; Metazoa; Chordata; Mammalia; Chiroptera; Molossidae.
UUUCCCGGCCGCCACACACCGCCUUCCUCUCGCCUAGGUGCUGCUGGAGCGUUCGCCCUUAGUGCGGCUUCGGGACCCCGUUGGAACGCACGGCCUGCCCCUGCCCUGCCCCGCCCGGAUCAUGCGGGGGGCCCCGGAGGAGAGGGCGAGUGACGGGCCUGCAGCGAUCGCGUUCAGGGGGCGACCCCCUCUCUGAGGCGUCCCCACCUGCUGCCAUGUGCCGCCUCCUCGUAUACCCAGCCUAUCGCCAAACUUUCCAGGUGCCAGCUUGGCUCUGAAUCACGUUUCUGAGUGGAGUGUCCCAGGAACAGAUGAACCAGCCUGGCUGUGGAAAAUCUGCUUCUCUCCGGAUUCGCAGAGGAGUACUUUGCCUGGAAUCGGAGCCCUAACUGCCCCUCCCAAACCCUAUCCUGUGAAGAGCUAAGCGAGGAGGGAGGCAGCGCUUUCCCAAAACAGUUUAUCUUGGGGUGGAUUUCUUGAAGAUUAAAAGAACCAACAGGUUGCCAGCCCCGACACCACACACAAGUCGGCGGACAAAGUCCCGGUCCCGAUUCCCCCUGCCUGCGUUGGCCCCAUUCGGGCUGUGCGAAGUGAGGGGAGGGAGGGGGCUAUGGCUCGGCCUGACCCUUCUGCGCCACCCUCGCUACUGCUGCUGCUCCUGGCGCAGCUGGCAGGCCGAGCGGUGGCCGCCUCUAAGGCCCCGGUGUGCCAGGAAAUCACGGUACCCAUGUGCCGCGGCAUAGGCUACAACCUGACGCACAUGCCCAACCAGUUCAACCACGACACGCAGGACGAGGCGGGCCUGGAGGUGCACCAAUUCUGGCCGCUGGUGGAGAUCCACUGUUCUCCGGACCUUCUCUUCUUCCUGUGUUCCAUGUACACACCCAUCUGCCUGCCCGACUAUCACAAGCCCCUGCCACCCUGCCGUUCGGUGUGCGAGCGCGCCAAAGCCGGCUGCUCGCCGCUCAUGCGCCAGUACGGCUUCGCCUGGCCGGAGCGCAUGAGCUGCGACCGCCUCCCGGUGCUGGGGCGCGACGCCGAGGUCCUGUGCAUGGAUUACAAUCACAGCGAGGCCACCACGGUGCCCCCUAGGCUCUUCCCGGUCAAGCCCACGCUUCCAGGCCCGCCAGGGGCACCAUCCUCCGGAGGCGAAUGUGCCGCUGGGGGCCCUUCGGUGUGCAAGUGCCGAGAGCCCUUUGUGCCCAUCCUGAAGGAGUCGCACCCGCUCUACAACAAGGUUCGGACGGGCCAAGUACCCAACUGCGCGGUGCCCUGCUACCAGCCCUCCUUUAGCCCUGACGAGCGCACGUUCGCCACCUUCUGGAUCGGCCUGUGGUCUGUGCUGUGCUUUAUUUCCACCUCCACAACUGUGGCCACCUUCUUGAUAGACAUGGAACGCUUCCGCUACCCUGAGCGCCCCAUCAUCUUCCUGUCAGCUUGUUACUUGUGUGUGUCUUUGGGCUUCCUGGUGCGCCUGGUUGUGGGCCAUGCCAGUGUCGCCUGCAGCCGUGAGCACAGCCACAUUCACUACGAGACGACAGGUCCUGCACUCUGCACUGUCGUCUUCCUGCUGGUCUACUUCUUUGGCAUGGCCAGCUCCAUCUGGUGGGUCAUCCUGUCACUCACCUGGUUCUUGGCAGCUGGCAUGAAGUGGGGCAAUGAGGCCAUCGCGGGCUAUGCGCAGUAUUUCCACCUGGCCGCGUGGCUCAUCCCCAGCAUCAAGUCCAUCACCGCACUGGCACUGAGCUCUGUGGAUGGGGAUCCAGUGGCUGGCAUCUGCUACGUGGGCAACCAGAACCUGAACUCACUGCGUGGCUUUGUGCUGGGCCCUCUGGUGCUCUACUUGCUGGUGGGCACGCUCUUCCUCCUGGCAGGCUUCGUGUCGCUCUUCCGCAUCCGUAGCGUUAUCAAACAAGGUGGCACCAAGACAGACAAGCUGGAGAAGCUCAUGAUCAGAAUUGGCAUUUUCACACUGCUCUACACAGUGCCCGCCAGCAUUGUGGUGGCCUGCUACCUGUAUGAGCAGCACUAUCGCGAGAGCUGGGAGGCUGCACUCACCUGCGCGUGCCCAGGACCGGACACCGGCCAGCCACGCGCCAAGCCUGAGUACUGGGUACUCAUGCUCAAGUACUUCAUGUGCCUCGUCGUGGGCAUCACCUCCGGCGUCUGGAUUUGGUCCAGCAAGACUGUAGAGUCGUGGCGGCGAUUCACCAGUCGCUGCUGCUGCCGCCGCCCGCGACGGGGCCACAAAAGCGGCGGUGCCACAGCCGCCCGGGACUACGCCGAGGCGAGCUCGGCGCUCACGGGCAGGACCGGGCCCCCGGGCCCCGCCGCAGCCGCCUACCACAAGCAGGUGUCCCUGUCCCAUGUGUAGGAGGCCGCAGCCUGGAGUGAGGGAGAGGGGCGUUUUGUUUGGAAGCUUUGCCAAGGUCACUUCCGUUUACCUUCCUGGUGCUGAUGCCCCCUCCUGGGGCGAGUUGGAGAGAGGGGGAAAAGGGCCCUUUCAAGGGAAUAGCUGUCCCAGGACUUCUCAGAGGGGCUCAGCUCACAUGUAUUCUGUUUCGUGUUUCUUACUGCCUUCUUUAAGGGAACCCUGUUUUUAAUUUAAUAUGUAUUUUUCUUAAUUUUUAACUUUGUUGCAUUUUGGCAACAAAAUUUACCUUUGCUUUGGGGCCUUUACAAUCAUAACGUUGGCAUUAUAAUGAAGUUCCACUUGGUUCAGUUUUCGUUGUGUGAACUGAAUUGGAAAAAUAUAUUUACUAUAUUUGUGUCUUUAAAAAAAUGUGAACAGUGAAAGUUUGGGUAACUAUGACUGAGAAGUUGACAGGUGUGCUUUUUCAGCGUGUUUCUCCUUCCACUGCUUAAAGUGACCAGGAUGUUUUAAGAUGAGCUGCUUGUCCCCGUUUAUGAAACUCCAGGUCAUACCAAGGACGGCAUAAUGUGGUUAGGGCCUCCCCAAAGUGACAAGGUUAGGGAGUUUAGCGAUUCUGUGUUCAUUCUAGCUUUGUUUAGUUAACUUUGGUUUCUUUUCGGCAGUACUUGUAAUCAUUCUCAUUAUUAACAGCGCCAGCUCUUUGACUAGAGGUAGCAUUAUAGUACCUGGGAUUAAUAGUGGGAGAAGUGAAGACCUAAGGGACAGAAAUCGGUUGAGCUGGAAUUCUAGACUGAUAAAAUGGCAGCUCUGUGCCAGAGGAGUGGGUGGUUCUUAAUAAGCUUCAGUGAUCCCAAUAUUUUUACAAAACAACUUGUGUCAUAAUUUUGGUAAAAGUAAACCCACUCUUUUCUUCUGGAAUUACUCAGUGAUAGUUGCUAAAGGGGGCUGCUUUGUAGAUUUAAGGACUAAAAUGGAUAUACAUCCAGUAAUUAAGUAAAUUUCCAACAUUUACUUGCUCCACCCCCAUCCCACCUCCUUUAUCAUGUUAAACAGUCUUUUUGCUUUUCUUAUUCCUCCUCUCCUGGAGAGCUGUGAUUAGAAACCACACCCACCCUCCAAAGAGGUGCUUGAACUGGGGGAGGGAAGCUGGCUACCUGUGAACAAACAUUGGCAGCAAUGAGAGAAAAUAAGUGUCCCUGGACUUUGGACUAGUGUAUAGCCAGAUAUUCCAAAAGCAGCAAAACUUUGCUCUCUGCAGACUCUUAAAACAAAUGAGGCCCAUAACAAACUUGCAUUGGUUUUUAAAACACAGAUUGGUGUACUACUAUAGCAGGAAGAAAGUUGUUUUCCCCCUCCCACACCUCAGUACAUUUCUUUCCUCCCUUUUCUGAGAAAACCUAUAUAUUGAUGAGCACAUACACAUACACACACUUUAUUGUGAAUGGAUUCUGUGCUUUCCUAACCUAAUUAACCAUUCAUAUAUGAAAGCCUAUAUGAUGAAUACACACACACACUCACUGACUCACAUUUCUUUGCUAUUAGAAAAUUCUGUUUGCUUUCCUAAUCUGUUUAAUCAUUCAUUCAUGAAGAGUGUGAGGCCAUGACUGGGGAAGAGGGUGACGGUGCAUUGGCCAGCAAAAUACCAAUGACCAGGGUUGAAUGGGGACUAAAUUUAGGAAGCUAAAAUGGCAAAAGCAAUUAAAAUUUGAGAAUGCCUCCCUAGGGAAACAAGUCUAGGGAAUUUGUGCUUCAUUUAUACCAAAGUUAGAAAAGUAAGAUAGAAGCCCAGUUCAAUUUUUUACUUCAUGUAUAUUAAGUAAACAAGUGAAUAGUUCCCACGGAGAAUUUAAACACUGCCGGGGGUGUGGGAAGCCUGGUAUUAUAGAUUUAAGGACUCUCAAAAGCUGUUCAGUUAUAAAAAUGCACUGCUCUUACACCAUACUCAUUCUCUGAAUCAAUUAAAAUUUCAGUGGGUUUGACAAAACCUAGUACACACAGCCUAGAGAAUUUUUUGCACAUCUUAUCCUCUACUUAUUCAGAAGAGUCUCUUAGAACCUUGAAGGCCAGUUCCUCUAUUUUUCAAAUGAGGAUCUUUUAUGAUUACCUUCACCUCUUCCCUCAUUUAGUGUAUCUUCCCAGAAAGUGCAUAGAUGGGUUCUGCUGCCUUCAGUCACUGUGCCUAAUUUGGAUGGUCCCUUCCAUCUUUUUUUUUUUGGAGGAAUCUAGAAAUGGUGCACAAUGUAUCUAAAACUUGUGGGAUGAGUAGAUGAAAAUAAUUUAAUUCUUCAUUGUAGAAAAUUAUAUUUUCACUUUGGCAACAUGCCACACCUAAAAACAACCAGUUUACUUUAAAACACACACACAAAGGAUACCAGGCCAAGGAGAGGCAACACAGGUGAUGUUUUUUGGGGUCUACUUUCAGAGCUACCUUUUUGUUUUCGGUCUCUUUUCACCCUUGCUCUCCUUUCCCUCCAGGAUAAAGCCCACCUGCUUUCCUGAAGUCUCUCUAAUAUCCACCACCCCACCCCUUACCCAGGGAGAGAAGUGAAGUGAGAGCUAACUUUGGUCAUCCCACACACUGUUCCUCCCAUUUGCAAUUUUAUUAUGCAAACAAAUUACACUCAUGAAAACAAUGAUGAAACUGAAAGGUAGUGGGGUGGUUUAGCAACUUAUUCACAGCCAGCUUUGUGAAGUUGGAGGUGAUUUGGGGCUCCACUUAGUCUCACAUGUGCAGCUUUGGGGCUGUUCCUUUCACAGUUCAAUUUUAAGCAGUCUUAUUUCAUAGAUUAGGGGGUGAAGAUUUAGAAGGUUGUCUAAAGGAAUCAAAGUGAUCGACCUCUCAGUGAAUCAGUUACCAUGACCUUAGGAAGUGCUUUUUAUUUAUAUUAUUUCCCUCCUCACAUUCUGAAGUUGUCUAAAUUGGCUGAAAAUAAUUUUUCUUGGUGCCUUAUUGGUUUAUCCUUGCAAACCUUUGUCAUUUUCACCUGACCACUUUUAAUGAUGGGCCUGUGUGUGUGUGUGUUGUGUGUAAUUGUGCGCAUGUACAAGCUUAAAUAAUGUGCCGACAGCACUGUUACCAAACUGGUAUUCAUUAGGCCGUUUCCUCCUGGGCCAGGGCUGCACUAAUCCUGACACCGGCUGCCAGGAGAAAACCUCAUGGAUCCCACACCGAACCUUAAUAACAGCAUCCGUGACCUGCACUGUCAAGUACAGAAUGGGACCCCCAGAGCUAGGAAAUGUAGUUGUAUAUUUUAAUGAACUGCUACCCCUGCUAAAGAGGCUUCUUUCACUUUUGUGCUCUACAGAAAAACCAAGGGGGGUAGAAGGGACAAAGCUUUGAAUGACGGCUUUCUAACACCGAAUGUGGCAAACAGGACAGAGCACAUCACAAAUCUAGGCAGGUGUGAGGUAGAGUGGCUGAGAUUUGCCUGCUCCCUCUGCAUGUCCUUUCUUGCCUCCUAAGUCCAAUCAAGUGAUCUUGGGAAAGAAAUAAGCCUGAGUUAGGGAGGGUGGUUCUGAAAGGAAAAGCUACCAAGACAUUAAAGCAGGGUGAGGGGUAUUCAGGAUGUAAGUCGCUAAGUAACCUAACUCAGAACUUACAAAGCUUCUAGCAGCCUGAUGACAAUUACAGAAUUGAUUUCAGCCAGGAUAAUGUCUGUGGUACAUCAUUUUAUGACAAUAUUACUUCAUGUUGUUACAAACUGUAUGUAUAGUAUGUAUGUGAUGUGGGUGUGUAUAUACAUAAUAUAUAUUAUAUAUAUAUAUAUGAGAGAUUUAGUGACUUUUGAUACGGGUUUGGUGCAGGUGAAUUUAUUACUGAGCCAAAUGAGGCACAUACCGAGUCAGUAGUUCGAGUCCAGGGCAUUUAAUACUUUUUAUGAUUUCCAUACAUGUAUAGUGCCUAUCCCAUGCAGUAGCUUCCUGAAGAUAUCCCCAGAACUCAAUGAAUCGGAGCCAGCGAUAUUUUAUUUGUAGACAAUCAACUUGAAUCUAUAAGUUAUUACUGGCAGAUGAUUAUAAUUCUGAAUCCAUAAUGUUAACAAGUGGAAACCCAGAGCAUCUUGAGAAGUUUUGUUUUGUUCCUGGAAGUCAGUAGAACAGCUGUGUAUGUGGUUAUGUUAGUCUCAUGAUAAUUUGCUGAACUUAUUAUUUCAGAAAAAUUUUGUAUGUAUUUUAUUUGUGGGAAGGUAAAAUAAUGCUUUGAGAUUUUUAUCAAAUAUGGAGAGUAGUUAUUUAUGA